GGAUGAGUAGAAGACACAAGACGAUUGUCAGCGGCUUUCUUUCAUUUGUUGAAAAUAUUAUUUGUUGCAUUUGUUGAUAACAAACAUGGUUGACACAGGAUGAAAGUUUCACGGUUUUGCUUUGUAGUUUAUCUCCAGCUCUUGUUCCUGUUUGUGGAUUUGUUCAUCAAUUCCUUUGGAGAACUCUUUCGUACGGCUGAUGUCGUUCUCCUCGUGUUGUACAUGUAAGUAAUUUAAAUCCAGUGCCUUUGAAUUUUUUUUCCUUGGGUGUUAACGCGCGGGCAUUUCCGAUAAGGAACGUGUUUUCACUCUUGGGUCGAUAAUCGUUCUUAAGUUAUUAGAAUCGUCACUUUUGUCUGAAAGAAGUCAAAAGAUCGCUUGGUUUAUUCUUGAGCUCGUGUGGUUGCCAUUCAAACCACAACGAUUUGCUAAGCACGCCGAUGUUUGACUUGUUAGGAUAACAGCGCCAACUUUGAAAUCUUUAUCAUGAUCAAUUCUUCGCACGCGUAUUGAUUUCAUUAUCUUUUUUACAGUAUUCAUUCGUAAGUAUUCCCUUCUUUAUUUUAGGUUUUCCCUCCAUAUCUUGUCGAACUGACAGGAUGAUUAAUGUAGGAAAAUAUGUGAAAAUUCCAACUUUUUUAAAUAUUCCUCAUACAGCUGUAGAUACAUUGUAUUGCAGUUCAGAGAGAGGUAAUUUACAAUUACCCAGCUGGCGACGAUUCUUCGGCACACGUCUUUGCUUUUAUACCUUUCCUCGAUUUGUUUUCUUGAAGGAAUGCUAUUCUCUACGCGUAAAUAAAAGGGUUAAACAGAUUUUCCUGACCAGAACGUGCAAAAAGUUAAAGAUCCCAUAAAUUCUAAUCUUUGUUUAAUUCUUUUUUGGCAUACAAACAAAAGAUAAAUUUCACUACAUACACAUGUAUCAGUAACUUGCUGGCCUUGUCUAUCCCAAUUUACGCAGCAAAUUGGCUUUCCUUGCAAAUAUGCAAUCUUCUUUGACUUAAAAGGAUGACAGCAUUUACUCUUUUAAAAUCUAUAUUUUUAGCUGUAGGUACACAGGUUUCUAAUCGAAUACUGGUAAAAAGGCUACAAUUUUAAAGUCAACUCUGGCUAAGACAGAUUCUGUAGGGACCAGUAAGAAGUGUUACAUGGAAUGAAAAACGAUCAAAACCAUGUCUUUUAAAGCAUUAAUUGGCAUUAAUUCAUUCUGGUUUGACUUUGAAAGGAUGCCACAGAUUUUACUUUGUAAAUCCCUUAUGAUUAAGCCUUAUCAUAAGGUUUUUCCUACGUCUCCAUUUAUUGUCUUAUAUGGUGAAGAUUUUGAUGGUGAUAAUCCUUUUAGCCUUCAACAAUUUUGUUUUGCUGUUUUUGUUGUGUUCAUUAACAAUAAUAUUAGUAUAAAGUAAUCUUUUGAAUUAGACAAUUUAAUGCUACAUGAAUGUAAUUUCACGACUUAGUAUUUGAUGCCACCAUGCAUCUAAGCUGAUUAUAUGGCUUUAGCUUAAGCACCUAAAUUUGUUCUGGGAUCAGGUAUUCCAUCAGGUAUUGGGAGUCACAAAAUCUAAAAUACAGCGAUCAGGUUUUGAUCUCCCAGAGUUUGUAUACAGUGUACUAUAGUACAGUCUUCUAGUUUGUCUUCAUCAUCAUAAAAUCUUAAUCACCUACAUACAGCUGUAAGCAGCCUUUGCCUAUAUUUUAGAUCCAACACGUACAUUGUAGGUUUCAACCUUCCUUUUACGUUUCUUUGUUUAGAUCUCCAUCCAAACGGGCAGUCCUUCAUCUUCUUUAUUGCACAGAUAUUUGUACUCAGACUGUUCAAUAUGACCGUUGCAGUAUUUUGGAGCACACAUUAUAAUUUUGUAAAUCAAUGGAUAUUGUCACUGAUAAAAUUAGAGCAGGUUAUCUUUUUUUCAUAUUAAAUUUUGAUAUACCAAAAGUGAAAAUUUAAAUUAUACUUUAUUGUUAUGUCAGUCUUGAUUAAACAGGUUCCAGUCUAAGAAUUCUUAUUAUUUUUUGGUUGUCACAGUUCUAAAACUGGUUAUUAUCAGAAAGUUUAAUCAAAGCUGCCCUGCAACAUAUCUGUAUUCAUAAUUGAGCAGCCUCACAUUUACUGCAUGUAUAUAGCUGCUGGAAGCCCUUGAUCAUAAUAUUUCAUUGCCUGCUGUUUGAGUUUUUGAUUUGUUACAAGGCACACAGUAAAUCAUCUCCCCCCUAAAUUUUGUGAAAAAAAUAAUAAUAAAUUACUUACAUUUAAAGUUGUUCCUGUACAUGUUGGUAUGUCCUGUGGCUCUUGAGUUCAUUGUCACUUUCUAACUAUUUUGAUGACUUUAAGUGUCUUUCCUUUACCAAAUGAAUGUAAAGUUUUAAUUAUUGAGUGUGACUCCCCAUGGCAUUCAUACAGUCAGUUUUAAUAAUGACACUGAAAGCUCUGGUUGAUCAUUCUCUUGCAUGUACAUGCAAAAGAGUGUUCACCUUUUGUCGUUUUGCCAUUUUUAAUAUAAUUUUUUUAUCGAUUAUAUUUUUAAAUUUCUUUCUUGACAGAAUACAAGACCUGUGCAUUAUCUUUGCUAUCAUUGUGGUAUUUCUGGUGUUUUUUAACACCUACAUAUUUCAAGCUGGAUUGGUGUCUCUUCUAAUAAGGAAGUUCAAGACCACCAUAAUAAUCUCAAUAUUAUACUUAGCACUAUCAGUAGGACUUCAUGUAUGGACAAUGGUAAGUGUCCCCCAAUCUGGGUUUGAAUUAAAUAAAAAAACAACAUACAAGUUUUUACCAAAGUGUUCUAAAACAUACAUACAAAUUUUGUAUAUGUAUGAAAUAUAGGCUUGCAAUUCUUUCAUAAUAUGCCUGUUUCAGGCUCCAAGAGAGCGAGGAAAGCAGAUCGAGAAAAGUCUCGCAAAAACCAUGUGGGGGCUGGGGAGAGAUGGAGUAUUGGAGCCUGUAAGGCUGUAAGCAUUGUUUUUAAUGCCUCAUUCUGGUAUACCAACUCCUGGUAUCCCCUAUGAUUGGUCAAUUGUGACAGUUUACUUAAACACUUACACUGUACAUUAAUCAUUUGGUUUUGCGCACACAGAGUCUAACAAACAUUUUGAGCAUGUGAAACCCUCCUUUACUGCACCUGUGACAUUUUGAAACGGUCACAGGGCCGGAAGUGGGUUUGGAAGUUGGCGGAUUGAGGUAUUUGAAAAGAUGCUUACCGGCUCUCUCCUUCUCUCUUCCCACCAUUUUUUGCUCAUUCGCUAUUUCACUGCUUGCUCACUUUUUUCACUCAUCUUCCCUGACAGAGAGUCUGGCACAGGCUAUUUGUAUUCAAAGUUUCAAACAAAAAAUGCUCAAUUUUUACACGUCGCUGAAUUUGGAACGUACAGUAAAUAAAGUUUUAAUAAUUCAAUAGUUUUUAUCAUCAUCAAUGAAUAACUGGUAAUAGUUGUUUGUUACCUAAAGACUCCUGCUUUAGUUUUCAGCCUUGAUUUUCAUGUGAUUACAAUGUACAUGUACUUGUUCAAUAAAUUAUUUUCAUUUUAGACGUUAAAGUGGGGUGCACCUAGGAGGUUUAUCUGGAGUGAAGCAUUUCAAGCCCUUUUUGUUUUUCAAAGAGUUGGUGAGUGAAAUUUGUUGUACGGUAAUUUAUAAUACAUAGUUUUCUUGUUUUAUUUGAGUCAUCACCAAACAAAAAUGCUUUCAAUAGUGUUCAAAGGUAUCAUUUUUUUGUGGAGGGGACUAUUCAUAGCGUGAAAAUCUAAUUCUCCUGUUCUCAAAGCUCAAUGUUUUUCAGAGUCGCCUAUUGGCAAUCUAAAAUGAAAACCUGAAAAAGAGAAUUUGGUGGUAAGAAUAAAAAAAGACAGACUAUGUGCAGUAUUGCAUGAAUGGUAAGAAAAAUGGUGCCCAUAUCACAAUAAUUGAAUUUGAAGGGAGACAAACAACCAGGGUAAGAGAGAUGAUUUAUAAAGAAAAUGGAGCAAUUGAAUAGUAUUUUGUGCAAAUAUCUAGCCAGUUGUCGCAUGUAUGACUUUUACUCUUUUAGGAGCCGUGUUAUAUUACUACUUCUACAAAAGAACAGCCCUGCGAUUAGGUGAUCCAAGGUUCUACAAGGACUCUCAAUGGCUGCGUGAGGAAUUUGCAAGAACUCAUUGAAUUUUUUCUUCUCCUGGUUGUUAGCUAUAUUUUACCAGGUACAUGUUAGUGUUCAUUAUAUCAACACCUGCUAAAGAAUCUGUAUGAAAUAAUUGAAGCAAACGUAUGUACAGUCAUGUGGGACUACACUAAGCUGACUGAAGUUGGAACUGCAGAGUAUAUCUAUCACCAUUCACGGGAGAAGUUGGGAUUUGUUACUCCCUACAUACAAGGUUUAUGUGAGUGAUUUUCACUUGAAUGGUAAAUAUUAAUGCAAGUCCAUCCUUCAGCCAGUAACAACAAUGGCUGGUCAAAUUAUUAAAUAAGCCAAUGAGACCUCAAGGUUUGUGGCCAACUUACAGUAAAGCAUGGGAAAACAGUAGCAAAUAGAGGUAAGGGCUUUUAUUCAGGGCCUUGGGAUUGCAACUCUACGCUGUAGCAGUCUAACUGUUGCCAGGUAUUCAGAUAGUGGAGAGUGGCUUGAAAUGGAGAGUGGAGAGAGAAAGAGAGUCUGGCUGAUUUUUCCUGCUCACUUCUCUUUGAACUGCCUCCAUUAUUUCCACUUUUUUGAACACCUAGAACAGUCUAUCGGCCACAUUGUAGACUGUACCAGGCUCUAAGGUAGUAGGGACAUUGUGAAAAAUAAAACAAGGGAAGUGAAAAUAAGACUUGUGCAAUGUGGGAAGGGGGCGGUGGCACCCUCUCUCUCCCCCGCCCCCGUGCAUUUUUUGCAUCACUUUUUAGUGCAUGACUGCACUGCUCUAGUAUCUUGGGGUCUGGAAAAGGCUAUCAGCCACACUGUUUCAUGGGCAGAUUGGGUGGACAAGGCAUUUCCUAAUUGAAACUGGAUGCACUAUAGUUUGAGUGAUACUAUAUAUGAAAUUAUGUAAAACCAAGCCUUCUUCUUGUCUCACAUGCAUGUAUAUUCAAAUUACAUGGGUCAUUGCCUAAACAGAUGUUUAAUAGGGUUUAGUGGCCAUUCACUGAAUUAUUUAUACACAAUAUAAGUUCCAGCAAGAAUUAAUUUUAUCCUUUUUUAUUCCGAAAAUAUGCAUAAAUUUGCAUAUUUGUUUUUUAAUGUAUAAAUUAACUGUCGCCAACGAGAAAAGUGUAGCAUAGUUUAUACAAAACUAAGCUUCAGGAAGUUGUUAUCCUAAUGAAAAAACAUUUGUAGUCUACCUUUACUGCUGUAUUUGAAUGUGAGAACAACUUCCGAGGCAACACUUUUGAUCGACUUGAUCUGAAUGCUUUUAUGUUUAAUUCUUGUUAAUUGGGGCUAGCUGCCAACAACCAUAGGAAAGUCAGGGCAGAAAAUCAUUUUCAGGGCCUAGGUUGUCACAGGGGUUUUUGUGGAUUGUAAAAAAAUAACAUUUUUAUCCAUAAUACUGUACUUCGAAAUUGAAGAAAGUAAGUUUUGGGGAGUGCAUUGGACUCUGAAGAAAAUGUGAAAUGAUUGUGCAGACGUUAGGGAAUUAUUUUCAGUUCAGUCUGUGAAAAUCCGGUCCGG
Molecule: messenger RNA, 5618 nt
Organism: Porites lobata
Lineage: Eukaryota; Metazoa; Cnidaria; Anthozoa; Scleractinia; Poritidae
Source: the annotation of a GenBank genome assembly